ACCAGAGGGCGUAUUGUCCUAUCUGAAAAUUUAAGUGUUGGUUUGAAACUUGAAAACAAAUCUGUUAAUCCAAUUACGGUAAAUUAAUUUCUAACAAAUAUGGAAGACGAUUUAGAAGAAAUGCGUCAGCUAAGAGAAAUGAGGAAGAAAGAUAUUCAGGAAAAAUUAAAGGCUAACAAUUCAAAAACUUCAAGUUUGAAAGAAGAAAACGAUGACAUGAAUAAGGUGAUGGGGUUUUCAGGAUUUGGAAAGAAAGCUAGAACAUUUGAUUUGGAAUCUCUGUUUGAUCACACAAGAAGAAUUGCUGCCAAAAAGUUUCAGUCAGGCUCAAAAAAAGAUAAUGAUGUACCAAAAGAAGAAAAUUUAGAAACACAACUUGAAAAGGCUACACUUGUUCCUGAUGCAAAUGAAGGCAAAGAUGAUGACGAUAAUUGUGAUGAUGAUGAGGAGGAGGAAGAUUUAAAUAGAUAUUCAGAAAUUCCCGCAAGCCAUGAAAUCGAGCUUAAUCACGGACAAAAAUCUGUUUCUUCUCUUGCACUGGAUCCAAAUGGUGCCCGCUUGAUUACCGGAGGGUAUGACUAUGAUGUCAAAUUUUGGGAUUUUGCAGGAAUGGAUGCAAGCUACCAGUCAUUUCGAAACUUAAGACCAUGCGAAUGCCAUCCAAUAAAAAAUCUUCAAUAUAGUAUAACUGGAGAUGCAAUAUUGGUAAUAUCUGGAAAUGCUCAAGCAAAAGUCUUGGAUAGAGAUGGAUUUGAAUUAUUCGAGUGUCCUAAAGGAGAUCAGUAUAUCAGAGAUAUGGCUAAAACUAAGGGUCAUGUGACAAUGUUGAAUGAUGGAUGUUGGCAUCCGAAAGACAAGAGAGAAUUUUUGACCUGUUCUAAUGAUGGUACAUUAAGGCUAUGGGAUUUUCAUGAUGCGAAGAAAAUGAAAGUUAUUAAACCAAGACAGAUUACAGGAUUAAAAGCAAACCCUUUAAGCUGUAAUUACAGUAGAGAUGGUAAUUUAGUAGCUUGUGCAUGUCAAGAUGGUUCUAUACAAAUGUGGGAUCAUAGGAAAGCAUAUGUGAACACUUCUAUAUUAAUUAGAAUUGCGCAUGAAAAAGGAACGGACACUUCUUGUAUAAGUUUUUCAUACGAUGGAUUGAAUUUUGCCACUCGAGGAGGUGAUGAAACAUUAAAAUUAUGGGAUUUAAGAAAUUAUAAACAACCUGUCAGUGUUGCUAAAGGACUUUAUAAUAGGUUUCCUGAGACAGACUGCAAUUUUAGUCCAGAUAAUUCUCUCAUAAUGACAGGAACAUCUCUUCAGAAAGGAGAAAAUUAUGGAAAAUUAGUAUUUUUAGAAAAAAAUACUUUAAAAAUUUCGUAUGAAAUUGAUGUUACAAAUGCUAGUAUUAUUCGUAGUAUUUGGCAUCCAAAACUUAAUCAAAUUAUGUUGGGAUGUUCAAAUGGCUUAGUGAAAAUUUAUUAUAAUCCUGAUUAUAGUGAAAGAGGAGCAAAGUUGUGUGUAAUGAAACCAAAACGAAGAGAGAAAAAAUUAGAAAUUGUUGCUCAAGAACAAAUUAUUACACCUCAUGCCCUACCUUUGUUUCGAGUGGAGCGUAGCAGAAGUACAAAGAAACAAAUGGAAAAGGAUAGAAAAGAUCCGGUAAAGUCUCAUCGUCCUGAUUUACCUGUUACAGGACCAGGACAGGGAGGAAGACUUGCAUCUGCAGGAAAUACAUUAUCAUCUUAUAUUGUUCGAAAUCUCGGUCUCAAAAAGAGAGUAGACGACAGUGUUGAUCCUCGUGAAGCCAUCUUGAAGUAUGCUAAAGAAGCUGCUGAAAAUCCAUAUUGGGUAACUCCUGCAUAUUCCAGGUAAGUGAAAUAAACAGGAAUUUUGAAUCUAUUUACUGAUCUGUUGAUUUUGAAAGUGAAUUUUUGAAUUGAAAUUAUUGAUUUAUUAAUCCUUAACUGAAUCAAUUAUCAAGUAGUUUUGUAAGCACUUUGAAUUUAAUAUUUCUUAUCAGUUUUAUCAGACAGAAAAUGACUUGUUUUUGGAUGAAAAAUAAAUUUGAAAAUGGUCGAUAAUGAUUUGUAUUGCUUACUCCAGGACAU
Molecule: messenger RNA, 2093 nt
Organism: Centruroides sculpturatus (bark scorpion)
Lineage: Eukaryota; Metazoa; Arthropoda; Arachnida; Scorpiones; Buthidae
Product: WD repeat-containing protein 70-like
Exons: 16
Coding region: 100-1857 (585 amino acids)
Biological process (GO): regulation of DNA double-strand break processing
Cellular component (GO): site of double-strand break; nucleus
Molecular function (GO): protein binding
Source: RefSeq, a predicted model, not a curated record